AUGUCAAAGCAAGCUAUCAAGCCCAAAGCAGGACCAGAUGUCUACCAGCUCAAGAGAAACUUAGCUCUUGAGCUUGGGGCUUCUACUACUGAGCAACAUGUCCUUCUUCAGGUCACCCAGCAUCAAGUUGAUGGAUGUACAAGUGCUGUGAUGCGCCCAACUCUUGCAGAGCACAAGGCUGGACAGCCACCAACAGCCAGAUGGGCAAGCAUCACAGGAGCUUCAAUGGUUGAGCAUGAAGACCACAAAGGUCCCUUGACCUAUUACAAGAAGGUGCUCCUGGUCAAUGAGCAGUCAGAAUCUCUGCUGUGUAGGUUCACUGCCCCUAAUCUUGCACACAGAAGAGAUGGGCCAAGGAUGCCACAGAAGGCAAGGUCAUCUUUGAUGCCAUUCAAGAGCUAUGCAAAGACUCUAGGCAAGGAAGGGCUACCAGGGAUGGAGAGAAUGACAAGGAUGUGAGGCCUCUUGCUGAGAUCAAAGCUGAAAAGGAGAGAAAGGAAAAGGCAGCUCAAGAGAAGAAGGUUGCCCAGCCUGCAGAGGGUGCCAACACCAGGUGCUUCAGUCUGGGGUUUUGGUAUGACCAAGCUUGUAGCUGGCAUGGGCCAAUCAAAGAUCUGCUACAAAGUGAGUGAGGGAGCUGGUUUGUGGAGUAAGACAGCACUGGUUUGUCAACAUUGAGUAAGACAGCACUGCAAAGGCUUGCUGACACAAAGCUCACUGUCAGAUAAUGUCACAGCAAAACAAGAGAAGACUACAAGCUUUAUGAUCUGGUGGCAGAAGUACAUGACCAGCCAUGUUGAGCCUUUGUGCAGUGCACAUCUACCAAAGCAGUGGGAUGAAGGCCUCAAGAAGAGGAACACAGCCAUGGAGUGGAUCAAGGAGCACUGGCCAUCAGCUGGUGUGCUUUGCCCUAACUUCUUCUCCAUGGUCACAGUCUUUGAUGGGUACACUCCAGGAAGCCACAAGGAUGAUCAGCAUGCUGAACCCUCUUGCCUCCUUAACUUUGGUGCAGCAGCUUGGCUAGUGCUCCCAGACUUCAAGGUGCAGGUCCUUUUGCAGCCCCUAGAUGUCUGCUUUCUCAACACCCAGCAACUUGCCCAUGCAAGCUACAAGCCAGUCUGGGCAGAUGGUAAGGAGAGAUGGGCUUGCUUUUGCUUCUUCAGGGAGUAGAACCUGGAUGAGAACAGAGAUGACCUCCCAACUCACAAGAAAAGAAAGCUUGAGGAAGUGGCACAAGAGGUCAAAGAGGCCUGGCAUCGUCGUGCUAGCUAGGACAAAGAGGUGAUUCCGAGCAUUGGUAAUUCCAUAGUUGAGCCAUUGGUGGGAGCAGGAUGAAGAGGUCGCAUCUGUUCCUCUUUUUGGUAGUGCAGGGAGCAAUGGUGUUGCGCAGGGGCCCUACUUUCAAGAAGCAUAUGUUCACCAAUUCAUUCAAGAUUGCUUGCUCACUGGUUAGCAUGGGUUGAAUCACCCGUCUAAGGAGGCUGCUGUUUGUGCAUUGCCGCGCGCUCUUGGUUUCUCCUCAUGAUCUUGCCUGCUUGAUCCAGUACACAAGCAGUUUCAGGGGAUCAAACAGGCAUCAACAUUUUCUUGUUUAUUUACGGGCUUUUAAGGGGAUGGAUGGGUUCCAACAUCUUCCAACACCUUCUUGGUCAUCUUGUGUGGUUUUCUAUGUCAUAGGUAAGCGGGGUUUUCUAAGUGUUCUUAGAGGCAGCCACAAUGUAGGUCAUGGUGGUGCGCAUAGUUUGCUUGUGUAAGGGUGGCACAAAGAGCGAGGGAGCGCAUUUGUGGCUUUAGGGACAAUCUUGCCAAUGACCAGUGUCACGACCGACAACGGCACCGGUCGGGUUGGUCAGGGCUACGCUCGUGUAGUCCGGGAACUUUGGGUGAGGCCUUGGGAAGCCUGGGAACGGGGUUCGGGAGGCUCGGGUACUUCGGGUGAUCAGGCAAGUAUGCUAUACUAUUGCUAGAAGGUUUGGAUGCUUCGGUGACUAUGACACAGAAGCGGGGCGAAUCCUAGGAUAGCUGAGUAAAGACAAUAAUUGCGACCAGGAAGUAGGGAAGCAAGGGGGAGCGCCGCGGGCAAGGAAACAAGGGUGAGCGCCGCGGGCAAAGAUGGGCUCGGGCGGUCCGGGGAGCGUGGCGCGCGCACCGGUCACGUGGGUACAGGCGGUGGUGACGGCUGACGCGUCUAACAACCAGCUGAGCCUCAUUUUUUUUGGUGUUGUCUGCUUGUUGCACCAUUCUCGCAAGCAUCAAGCUUCUGUGUUCCAUCCUGACGUGAAAAGGGUGUCAAGGAGAAUAAGCAAUGUGCCUUGUCCCAACAUCAUGUUUCUGUGCACUUACUCUCGAGACUUGGGCACUUAGUCGGAGCCUGUGGAGUUGUCAGGGUUUGCAGAGUUGUCUGAUUCUACCCAGAGCUCUUCUGGGCUGUACAGAAAUUGGGCAUGGGCUUCGUUACUUAUAAGUAAAAGACGCAGGCCUUCGUGUCAUAGGUCGCGCGGAGUGCGUGGUCCAACCAGCCAUGUGUUGCACCUGCAACAGCGCCAAGCCUUCUAUGACAAGGUCAGACACACUCCCAUGAUGCGUAUCAUCACACACAGGGCCCCAUGUCUCUGUCAUGUAUUUGUUACGCUCCCUGCACUCUCUGUAAUGAUUGACACUUGUCUGCUAUACACAGACAAGCAUUCACAAAAGGCAUAUAAGGAGCCCUUCAUCCAGCCUCCUCCUCUCUCAAAAUCAUCACUCUUACCACCAUCUUCUCCAACCGCAACCUUGUCUGACUGCCUCUGCAUGACAACUGGACUUAAUCACCCAGCCGUCACCAUUGUUACCAUCUGUCCUCCUUGUACCCUAGCUGAGUACGCCUGAGCUGUACUGUUCUGCUCACCAACUGCAUGCUCCCUGCUCUUUUGUUUGUUGGGCACAGAACCUUAUCUGCGCCAGCAACAUCUCUGGUCAUCACCGCUGAGUUGCAUUGUUACAGCACAUCACUUUCUGCGAGACCUUCCCGUCAGCGGACAGCCCUGCAGAAGAUGAGAUCGUCUCCAGCCCAGCAACACUGGCUUGAGAGACGGAGGAUUCGCUCUCUUCAGCAGCUGCUUCUGGCAAAACGCAGCUGGGAAGUCCCAGUCGUCUGCAGACUGGCGCGACGGAUGUUGGGUCAUCAGCUGGGCCAGGAGCAGCCGCAGACAAGACCGCGCAGGCUUCGAUGCUGGGUGGAGAGAUCUCGCUUGCGCAGGGAAAGCCUCGCAGAAGUGCGGCAACCAAAGGGGAGGCCAAGAGGCAGGGGCAGGAUCUGACAGAUGCGGCAACGCCGACGGGUAGCAUUGGUUUAUGUAAGAGGGGGAGCACGGAGGGCAAAAGGAAAACAAAGAAAGGAGUCAAGCAGACGGGAGUGACAAGUCCAACCGCAAAGGCCAGUCUGAAGGCACAUGGUAGAAGAUGGGGUUUUGAGAGGCUGCCCAUUCCCACUCUGACACAGCUCAAAAUCAUGGAGAGGAACACUGUCGAGGCAAAGAGGCACCACAAGAAAAGAAGACUAGAGCAGGCCCUUUUGGCCAGACCAGUGGAGGAUCUUGUCAGUGUGACCCUCAAUCUGUCUAUUUGGGCGGUUGCGUUUGAGACAGAGGUAGUGGAGUAUUGCAGGGAUCAUCUGCAUGCAGACACCUUUGUCCGCUCCUGGAUACAGAUCUUGGUUAGUAUUGCCAGACAUGCUUGGGAGGACAAGAAGGGCCACCCCAAGCUAUCAGUGGAUGGGGCUGUGCAGACCAUUGUUGGGGCCUGGGCAGGUCUGGUAGAACAGACUGCCAUGGUUCCUGCCAAGGCUGGCGUGCUGAUCCCUGCAGAGACCGUCAAGAGACAGCUGGUAGACUCAUUUGGUCUGGUCAGGGUAGAUCAGGCCGGAGGGGCUGCCCAUAUCAAAGCACUCUUGGUUUGA
Messenger RNA from Ceraceosorus bombacis, 3937 nucleotides. NCBI's taxonomy places the organism in Eukaryota, Fungi, Basidiomycota, Exobasidiomycetes, Ceraceosorales, Ceraceosoraceae. The record is from the annotation of a GenBank genome assembly.